AACAGCAAUAAUUAGAAGCUCAAAAAAGUCAACUGCAUUUAGGUUUACACUUUUUAACAGAAAAACAAACAACAAAAACACUCCGAGCACUCCGAAAGAAAAAAAAAUUAUAGUAAACGAGAAGCACACACAAAAAUACGUCGAUCCUUUUUUAUUUCGCACAAACAACUGAAUCAUAAAUUUUGGAAGGGGUAGUCGGCGCCGGCGCAACAAUGUUUUGCUAAAAAAAAAAAAACAACACUACAACAGCUGACAUUGGCUGACACCACGACCACUCAAAAGCAACGAUGACAGACACAGAUUUUACGAUAAAUGAUUAUGCCAAUUCAUCAUAUCCACAUGGCAAUAAUUCUAAAAGAAUUAAAAAUGCAAAAAAAAAAAAUACUUUGAUAGCUAAGAAUUAUCCAUUGGAUCUUUGGUUUUUACUAUCCGAGUAUAUUAAACCUGAAUUAGUUGGAAAAUUUGCAUGUAUAUGUAAAAGUUCUUAUCACAUUGUUAAAACAGCAAAAUUUUGGUUUUAUAUUUACAAAAAAUAUUAUAAAGAAAUUAAAAAUAUACCACAAAGAUUAACACCAGGAUGUAUGACACGUCCUUAUGGUCUUCGAGCAUGUGCAAUAAGAUCUCUACAUUUUACAUAUUUUUCAUCAUUUGAUAAAGUUGGUAAUAAUCCAAAUUUAGAGCAACAACAACCACAUUCAUUGGUGAAUAGACAAUGUUGUUUAAUGUGGAACAAGAAAGGUGAAACUCGUUGGUAUUAUUACUUUAAAUUAAAACUACCAAUGAAACAAAAAAAAAUGCCUUUCAUUGAAACAACUGAUGAUGAUGAUUGUUGCAAUCGUGAUUUGCAUGAAAUGAUAAAAGAUGUAUGGACAAAUACUGAAGAAAAUUGUAAAAUUUUACGUGUUGCAUGUUCAAAAUUUUCUUUAAUACCACUUGUCAAUGGAUUGAUACUUCAAAAAGUUAAACUUGAUUUAUCACCAAGUUUUGAUUAUCGUCGUUUACAAUUAACAUUUGGAACGAAUUUAUUAUCAACUACAUCAUCACAAGUUGUUAUAUUAAGUGGUGUUGCCGAUUGUAAAGUAUUAGAUUGGUGGCAUCCAUAUUAUCCACAUCAAGAUACAGCGUUAACAAUUUUAGAACCAGUUCCUGAUUCAUGGGAUGUAGAUGAUAUAAUGAUGAAUUUUGAGUUGUUUAAUGUUUCACAAAAUAAUUGUUCAACUUGAUAUUAAAUACAGAUACUGAGAUAUUAAAUAUGAGAAAAUUAAAACUUAUUUUCUCAUAUUUUUUUAAAAAAAGAAAAAGUUGACAUGCUACUAACGAAUAUUAUUAUAAAUAACGUCAUUAUAAUAAAAUAAAAUAUUGAUAAUUGCUUAAAUAAUUGGAACAUUGUAUUAUUUAACAUUCACCAAAUUUUUAGGCGACGUAUUAUAAAGUGGUAUGAAAAAAAUAAAAUAUAAGAUUGCGCUUUGAGCAGCAAAUUUUAGAGCAUUUAAUAAAAAACUAUUUGAGGAUUUCUAUAUACACUGAUCUAUGUGGACAUCCGACAUGAUUAAAGCUAGCUAUUAAGGGCAUUUAAGCAAUAUGACUAGGGACUAUCGUAAAGUUACAAAAAAUAUAAUCAUCAAUACAAUUAUUAAUAAAAUAAAAUAAAAUCCUACCUUUUAAGCAGAUGUUCAUCUUCCAACGCUGGUCAUCAAAAUUGCUCAGGAUACUGCAAUCCAUGAAGACCAGAGAAUGCUACACUCCAUGUAGUUCAUGUGAUGAUUCAAUCUGGCCAUCAACAGGUUCAAUGAUCACGUACAAGCACCACACACUACACAAACGUACACAAAACAAUGAUCACAACACUUUUCACUAUAUAGUUUAUAAAGUACUUGAUGUUUGACUUGAGUUUUU
Molecule: messenger RNA, 1896 nt
Organism: Aphidius gifuensis
Lineage: Eukaryota; Metazoa; Arthropoda; Insecta; Hymenoptera; Braconidae
Gene: fsd
Product: transmembrane protein 183-like
Exons: 5
Coding region: 288-1223 (311 amino acids)
Biological process (GO): regulation of protein stability
Cellular component (GO): SCF ubiquitin ligase complex
Source: RefSeq, a predicted model, not a curated record